Grosmannia clavigera kw1407 is the source of this 1446-nucleotide messenger RNA. Its product is annotated as sap domain containing protein. NCBI's taxonomy places the organism in Eukaryota, Fungi, Ascomycota, Sordariomycetes, Ophiostomatales, Ophiostomataceae. The coding region runs from base 1 to 1446 and encodes 481 amino acids. The record is from RefSeq and is a predicted model, not a curated record. The transcript has 2 exons.
AUGGUCACCGCUGCAACCGACUGGAGCAAGCUCAAGGUGGUCGACCUCAAGGCUGAGCUCAAGAAACGCGGCCUCUCUGUUGCCGGCCGCAAAGAGGAGCUCGUCCAUCGGCUCUCGGAGCAUGAUUCCGCGACUGAAGACGCAGAGCCGGCUCUUGUGGAAGAACCCGAGACGGCCCCCUCCACCCAGACGGUGGACGACGGCCCUCACUUCGACCGUGGCUCUGCUUCUGUCGAGGCUGCAUCUCCGGAUGCCCAGAAGCGAAAGCGGCGGUCCACCAGCCCGCCUCUAGCGACGCACGGCGAAGACGGCUCGACCGACAGCAAGCGUCAGCGCGUCGACGAGAGCGUGGAGGAGCCCGUGGCGGACGAGAAAGCAGAGGAGAUGCCGGCGAUGAAGCCGGAAUCACCAACACCAGCAGCAGAUGCUGUCGAGCCAGAGCCGCUGGUCGAGGCCGCGAGCCCCUUGCACGAUGUGGACAUGGACUACGCGGGCACCACCGAUGACGGUGACGUCGUGGUCUCUCCGGCCAUCCACCCGGCCACGCCAGCCCUGUACAUCAACAACUUUAUGCGGCCGCUGCGGCCGGCCGCGCUGGACGAGCAUCUGAUCUACCUGGCAGCGUCGCCGGCUGCGCGUCGAAGCAGCGCGACGCCGGACCCGUCUGUGCUCGUGAGCUCGUACCUGGACGCCAUCCGGACGCACGCCUUUGUCGUCCUGAGCAGCGCCACGGCUGCUGCCCGCGUGCGCAGCGCCCUGCACGGCCGCGUCUGGCCCGACGACAGCAACCGCCGGCCGCUCUGGGUCGACUUUGUCCCGCCGGCGUCAGUGCCGGGCUGGAUCGAGCAGGAGACGUCCGGUGGCGACACGCGCAGCACGCUGCAGAAGUGGGAGGUCACCUACACCGAGCUCGACGAUGGCAGCGUGACCACGACGCUGCAGGUGCUCGCUGGCUUCGACAAUGCUCCCAAGGGACCCCGGGCUGCCGGUGGCGCCAAUCCACGCGGCGGCAGCGGUGCUGGUGGCGGCCGCUACCACCUGGACGCCGUGCGAACCACACAGGCACGGCCGCGGCUCGAGUACCAGACGGCGCAUCCCGAUCUCGCCCAACGGCGGCUAGACAACAUACAAGCCCUGGAAGGGCCCCAGGAGACGUCUGCCGGCGCUGCUGGUGCCGCGCGUGGCGACUACUCGAAAAACAACAACCGGUACACGUUUGAAGACAGCGCCCGAUUGGUGGACCGAGGACCAGAGAUGUUUGACGGCAUCCGGCCGCCACAUCGCGAGCGGGAGCGCCAAAUGGCGCAGGGAGGCGGAGGUAGAGGCGGCUAUCGUGGGAGAGGAGGCGGUGGUGGUAGGCGGCCGCGAUACGAUGAUUACGAUUACCGGCCGCCGCCACGAGACGAUCGAGAUGGCCACUAUGGAGGUUACCGGGAUCGAUGGUGA